AUGGCCUUUAACAUUGAAACUGUACCAACUAAACCUUAUCAAGAUCAAAAACCUGGUACGUCUGGUUUACGUAAAAGAGUAGCAGUAUUUGAAAAACAAGAAAACUAUGUUGAAAAUUUUGUUCAAUCUGUAUUUCUUGCAAUCCCAGAAGGUUGUAAAGGUGCAACUCUGGUCGUUGGUGGUGAUGGUAGAUAUUAUAAUGAUGUUAUCUUACAUAAGAUUGCAGCUAUUGGUGCGGCUAAUGGUAUUAAAAAAUUGGUAAUUGGUCAAGAUGGAUUAUUAUCAACACCAGCUGCUUCGCAUAUUAUGAGAACUUAUGAAGAAAAAUGUACUGGUGGUAUUAUAUUAACAGCAUCUCAUAAUCCAGGUGGCCCAGAUAAAGAUAUGGGUAUUAAAUAUAAUUUAUCAAAUGGUGGUCCAGCCCCAGAACCUGUUACUAAUAAAAUUUGGGAAAUUUCAAAACAAUUAACCGAAUAUAAAAUUAUUAAAGAUUUCCCUGAAAUGGAUUUAUCAACUUUAGGUAAAAAUAAAAAAUAUGGUCCAUUAUUAGUUGAUGUUAUUGAUAUUACUAAAGCUUAUGUUGAUUUCCUAAAAGAAAUUUUUGAUUUCCCAUUAAUCAAGAAAUUCAUUCAUGAACAACGUGAUCAAAAACACUGGAAGUUAUUAUUAGAUAGUAUGAAUGGUGUUACAGGUCCAUAUGGUAAAGCGAUUUUUGGUGAUGAAUUCGAAUUACCAGCUGAUGAAGUAUUACAAAACUGGCAUCCAAGUCCAAAUUUUGGUGGUAUGCAUCCAGAUCCAAAUUUAACUUAUGCAAAGACAUUAGUUGAUAGAGUUGAUCGCGAAAAGAUUGAAUUUGGAGCCGCAUCAGAUGGUGAUGGUGAUAGAAAUAUGAUUUAUGGUGCAGGCCCAGCUUUUGUAUCUCCAGGUGAUUCUGUUGCAAUUAUUUCCGAAUACGCAAAGGAUAUUCCAUAUUUUGCUAAACAAGGUAUUUAUGGUCUUGCACGUUCUUUCCCAACUUCAAGUGCACUAGAUAGAGUCGCUAAGGCUCAUGGCUUAGAAUGUUAUGCUGUACCAACAGGUUGGAAAUUUUUCUGCGCUCUAUUUGACGCUAAGAAAGUUUCUAUUUGUGGUGAAGAAUCGUUUGGUACAGGUUCUAAUCAUGUAAGAGAAAAAGAUGGUUUAUGGGCAAUUAUUGCUUGGUUAAAUCUUCUAGCUAUUUACAAUAAACAACAUCCAGAUAAGGAAGCCUCUAUUAGAACUAUUCAAAAUGAAUUUUGGAAUAAAUAUGGUAGAACAUUUUUCACUCGUUAUGAUUAUGAACAUGUAUCUUCAGAGGAUGCUGCUAAAGUAAUUGAAAAUUUAAGAUCAAAUAUUGAAUCAUCAAGUUUUGUUGGUUCUACUAUUCCAAGUGCUACAGGUGAACCUUUAGUUGUCACUGAGGCAGGUGAUUUCUCCUAUACUGAUCUUGAUGGUUCUGUUUCAGCACAUCAGGGUUUAUAUGCUAAAUUAUCUAAUGGUGCAAGAUUUGUUACUAGAUUAUCAGGUACAGGUUCUACAGGCGCAACAAUUAGAUUGUAUAUUGAACAAUAUACUGAUGAUAAGAGUACCUAUCCAUUAGAUGCUCAAGUUUAUUUGAAAUCAACUAUUGAUCCAGUGGUUAAAUUCUUAAAAUUAAAAGAAUUUAUUGGUACUGAAGAGCCAACUGUCCGUACUUAG
Maudiozyma saulgeensis is the source of this 1716-nucleotide messenger RNA. The record is from the annotation of a GenBank genome assembly. NCBI's taxonomy places the organism in Eukaryota, Fungi, Ascomycota, Saccharomycetes, Saccharomycetales, Saccharomycetaceae.